Coniosporium apollinis CBS 100218 is the source of this 519-nucleotide messenger RNA. RefSeq lists its product as uncharacterized. The record is from RefSeq and is a predicted model, not a curated record. Bases 1 to 519 code for a protein of 172 amino acids. Gene Ontology annotation, molecular function: RNA binding. The transcript is spliced from 6 exons. Lineage: Eukaryota; Fungi; Ascomycota; Dothideomycetes.
AUGUCGAAACUAUUCAUCGGUGGCCUUGCUUGGCACACCGACGACACAACACUCCGCGCCAAGUUCGAAGAAUUCGGCCAAGUCGAGGAAGCCAUCGUCGUCAAGGACCGCGACACUGGACGCAGCCGCGGCUUUGGCUUCGUGCGCUUUUCCAACGACUCGGAAGCCGAUGCCGCCAUUCAGUCCAUGAACAACGUUGAGUUCGACGGUCGCACCAUCCGCGUCGACAAGGCCUCCGAGAGUGGUGGCGGAGGAGGGCGUGGUGGUUAUGGCGGCGGUCGCGGUGGCGGCGGUGGGUAUGGCCGUGGAGGCGGUGGGGGUGGUUAUAGCGGCGGCGGUGGCUAUGGCGGCGGUGGUUACGGCGGCGGUCGCGGAGGUGGCGGAGGCAGCUAUGGCGGAGGCCAAUGGCGCAAUGACAACCAGCAAGGCGGCGGCGGCUACGGUGGCGGCGGUUACGGCGGCCAGCAACAGGGCGGAUACGGCGACCAGAACCAGCAGCAAGGUGGUGGCGGAUGGUAG